Diatraea saccharalis (sugarcane borer) is the source of this 1981-nucleotide messenger RNA. The record is from the annotation of a GenBank genome assembly. NCBI's taxonomy places the organism in Eukaryota, Metazoa, Arthropoda, Insecta, Lepidoptera, Crambidae.
AUUGGCAGAAUUGUGCGAAAUGCGCAGAUAAGCCAUUAAUUAAAAAAGAAGAAGAAGAAGAAUGUUGAAUUCAAUUGAAGCUUAGAAAAGAAAUGGGAGUAGAGUGAAAUUUAAAGUAUUGUUUUUUAAUGUUCCUUGAUGUUUAUUUAAAUGGUGAAUAGUGUUGUUUAUUAAUUGCUCUAAAGUAGUUUUCAAGAAUCAUGGCAUCGACCGGUAGUACACCAUUUCCGAAAUGGCAAUUGGCCAUCCUUCUCGGUGCACCUUUGGCCAUUGGCUUAGGUUACCUUUAUCUACGAAAUAGAUUAGAAGAUCCCGAGAAAAAAAAGGUUGCUGAUUUGAAAGCCAAAACAACUAUUUCAUUGGAUAAUGAAGAGAACAAUUCAAAAACCACGGAAAAUGCCCUUGACCGUGCCAUGAAAUUAAAGGGUGCCGGAAAUCGUGCGUUCCAUGCUGGCGAAUAUGAUAAGGCUAUAUCUCUGUACAACGAAGCCAUUGAGGCAUGCCCUCCUGAUCGUCCAGUUGAUAUGGCGACGUUCUAUCAGAACCGCUCAGCCUGUUACGAGAAACGUGAAAUGUGGGAACAAGUAAAAGAGGAUUGUACAUUUGCUCUGAAAUUAAAUGAAAAAUAUGUGAAGGCAUUUCUUCGCCGUUCCCGGGCUGCUGAAAAAAGUGGUGACUUAGUACUCGCGCUCGAAGAUGUAACCUCAGCCUGUAUACUUGAACGGUUCCAAGUUCAGAGUUCCCUUGUCAAUGCCGACCGCAUCUUGAAAGCGCUAGGUAGGCAACAUGCCCGAGAAGCUCUUGCUAGGCGCUGCCCUGUUAUGCCAUCUAAACACUUUAUCAAAACAUAUUUUUCUGCAUUUUCUGAAGAUCCUAUUGGUAAAAUACAGUUAGAUGACAAUGUCACUGGUGGUUUUUCUAAAGCUAAAAAAGCUUUGGAUACUCAAGAUUAUGAAUCAAUUGUUGAUGCUUGUACAGAAGAAUUGAAUGCCAAUGGCAAUUACAGAAAUGAAGCUCUCUUGCUUCGUGCAACAUUUUACCUGUUGCUGGGAAGACAUGAUGAAGCUCAAGCUGAUCUUGGAAAAGUUAUUGAAAGUGAUGCACCUGUCAAGGUAAAAGUGAAUGCUUUGAUUAAACGUGCAUCAUUAUAUACUCAGCUAGAAAAUACUGAGCGUUGUCUUGAAGAUUUUGCUAAAGCAGCAAAACUAGAUCCAAAUAAUUCUGAUAUUUAUCACCACAGAGGUCAGGUGUACCUGCUUCUGGAACGCAUGGAUGAGGCAACAGCCGAGUUCGCAAAGGCAGUGGAUUUGAAUCCUGAUUUCUCAAUUGCAUACAUUCAAAAGUGUUAUGCUGAUUAUAAGCAUGCUCAGAUAAACAAAAAUGUUGGUGCAUUAGCGCAAGCAAGAGCAGACUUUGAGCGUGCUUUGGAAAGAUUCCCUAGGUGUGCCGAGGCUUACAUUCUGUACGCACAAGUUCUCUCAGACCAACAAGAGUGGGGACGUGCUGAAGCUCUGUUUGAUUCUGCUUUAGCUGUCGACCCAAACAAUGCAACAUUGUAUGUUCAUAAGGGCUUAGUGCAACUUCAAAAAAGCACAGACUUUGACAAAGCUGUUAAACUCAUUAAUAAGGCUAUUGAAAUGGAUGACAAAUGUGAUUUUGCUUAUGAAACACUGGGCACAAUUGAGGUUCAAAGAGGCAACUUGAGGCGGUCACUGGAAUUAUUUGAAAAAGCUAUUGCAUUAGCCAAAACAGAGUUAGAGAUGACACACUUAUUCUCACUAAAAGAUGCAGCAGCUGCACAACUGAAGGUAUCUGAGCGUUGGGGCUUAGACUGGACUGUAAGCUAGGUCUGUCUCCCUAUGACUAUGUAACUUGUUCAAAGAGAACAAUAUCUGGCAUGAGAGAGUAUUCAUCCAAACCAAAAUUAAAUCUUUUUGAUCAAAUCUUAUCCAAUUGAGAGUAAUUUUUAAAUGGUUAUUCU